Ostertagia ostertagi is the source of this 1278-nucleotide messenger RNA. NCBI's taxonomy places the organism in Eukaryota, Metazoa, Nematoda, Chromadorea, Rhabditida, Trichostrongylidae. The record is from the annotation of a GenBank genome assembly.
AUGGAUACGGAGCAAUAUGAACGGUCGGACUACUUCUUCAUCGAACUCGGCCCACCCAUUUGGGCAAAGAAGAUGAGCGAUCUGAGCAAGGUGCAAGAACGAUUCCAACGUCGUAUGGAACAGAAGCGCAGAGCAUCUAUUGCUUCGGAAUCCAGAGAAAGCAGUGAACCAGGCCGACCUCGGAAAUCAUCGGAUUUUCUCGCAAUGGAUCCGGCGAAGAGAACUGUGUCUGCUUCACCAAAUCUCAACGAUCGCUUCAAAAAACGAAUGGGAUCUUGGAUCGCCGGCAUGAAAGGUUUUCUCGCACGGUACAAUGCAUGGCUCACUCUAUCCUUCAGUUCCUCUGCAUGUGUGGCAGUGAUCUCCCAAAACGCUGCAGGCAAUUCUCUACAUUUCUCUCACUGUCAUACGCAAUUUGCAGGCGGUGAAGACAUGGCCGGCUUGACAGCUGACCAGUUGGAAAUCGCGGAAUUGGGAAAACCACGUAUUGGCGAAUAUCCCAAAUGUCAAAUUACCAUCAAAGAAAGCAAGGAAUUCCAGGGUAUUGUUGACCGGAUGAUAAGAAAUGCCAACACAAAACUGAUGUUGGGCACGUCGUCAUGGCGUGAACAAUUCAUCGAUGCGCUGACCGUUGGUGCUGAUGAUGACGACGGUGAUGAUGAAGAGGGAGAAGAAGGAAGUGAUGAAUCAGAGAAGGAGCCACCAAGCUUUGGUGACUACGUCAUGCACUUCCUGACAAUGCCCUGGAAGUUGAUAUUCGCCACAAUCCCUCCAACUGAUUAUUGGGGAGGUUGGGCGUGUUUCGUCGUCUCGAUCUUCAUGAUCGGCGUCCUGACAGCAGUCAUCGGUGAUUUGGCGUCACAGUUUGGUUGCUGGGUCGGCCUCAAGGAUUCCGUCACUGCCAUUUCAUUCGUCGCUCUCGGAACCUCUGUACCCGAUACAUUCGCGUCAAAGGUGUCCCCUGCUGUACAGGACAAAUAUGCUGAUAAUUCCAUCGGUAAUGUGACCGGAUCAAACGCAGUCAACGUAUUCCUUGGUAUCGGAAUCGCUUGGUCCAUGGCAGCCAUCUAUCACUUCUUCAAUGGAACGAAGUUCCUUGUCGACCCUGGAAACCUCGGUUUCUCCGUAUUGGUGUUCUGUUUGGAGGCGUGCGCCUGCAUCACAGUCAUCGUACUAAGGAGAGGGAAACUCGUUGGUGGAGAGCUUGGAGGCCCUAUAAAAUUCAGGGUACGCUUCUAUAUUCUUGAUUACCUUCAUAUUUUCAGCAUGUUCAGUUGA